Messenger RNA from Trichoderma atroviride IMI 206040, 402 nucleotides. The record is from RefSeq and is a predicted model, not a curated record. NCBI's taxonomy places the organism in Eukaryota, Fungi, Ascomycota, Sordariomycetes, Hypocreales, Hypocreaceae.
AUGCUGAGGAAACUCAUCUCUAAAGUCGUUCGGCGCCCAUCGCGACCAGCCAAGGGCCGCGAGGAGACCUCUAGCAUCGGCGAUAAAUUAGCCCUUCUGCGCGCAGACCUAGACCGUGAUGACAUACGCAAACACGUUCGAGAAUGUCUGGAAGGGAAGAGCAAAAAUUAUCGAAUGGAAGAACUCUUUGUUAUAUAUGAAGAUAUGAGCAUGGCCGAACAGAACAGCUUCAAGGCCCUAUAUGAAAAGACUAAGCAGCAGACAGUGAACGAGGACUGGUGGACGGAAUUUGACGGUCUUUGGGCGAAGCUUUGGUCGACUGGGUCUGUAUCGAAGAAGCUCAUGGCGAGAAAUGGCUGCAACCAUCACGACGAUACGUUGUUCGGUGCCGUUGAGGUUUAA